AUGGGCGCAUCAACAGCCGGUCUCCUCCUCCUCCUCCCCGCCGCCGUCCUCGGCGCGGUGCACCACAUGUAUGUGGGCAACCUCGCCCCGCCCGCCCGCGCGUACUCGCUCCGGUUCGACGACGUUAGCCACGAGCUGGCCGUGGUCAACAACAUAAGCGCCUCAGCCCCGCACGCCUGGAUCGCCCUCAACCACGAUAAGAGCUACCUGUACGGCGUGUCGCUCCAAGACCCGCGCAUCGCCAGCUACAAGGUGCGCGGGAACGGCACCGACCUCGCGCUGGCUGGCAGGCUCGCCUUCAACGGCAGCUGUGCCGGCAAGACGUCGGCGUUUGUGCAGGCCAGCAGCCUGCCGCCGUACCGCGUCUACACGGCGGCGUGGCCGGGCCCGGAGGCGUGCGGGGCGGCGCUGGCGGUCAACUCGUCUGGCGGCGGUGGCACGGGUGCCGUGACGCGCAACACGCAGUCGUGGCGCUACCUGGCGGCCUCUGGUGUGCAUGGCCUGGCUUUCGGCAGGCGCGACAACGAGCUGAUCUACUCGGCCGACCUCAACGGCGACUCGGUUUGGACGCACAAGGUGGACGGGCCCACGGGCAUCGUCACCGAGCUGGCCAGGCUACCCGUCGCCAAAGGCUCGCACCCGCGCCACCUGGCCGCGCACCCCAACGGCACCUACCUUUACGUGCUGAUGGAGGCGGCCAACCGGCUGACGGCGUACUCGCUGGACGCCAAGACGGGCGUGCCCACGGCCGAGGAGUCGUCGUAUUAUCUUUUGCCCAAGAACAUUACGCAGACAGACAAGCAGUACUGGUCGGCCGAGGUGAUGCUCUCGCACAACUCGCGCUUCCUGUGGGCGACAGCGCGGGCGUGGGUCAACACGACCAACCACGGCUACGUCAACGGGUUCCUGCUGGACGGCGACGGCCGCGUCGCCAAGCACAUGUUCCAGGAGAAGACGACGACGACGGGCGGCUACGCCAACGCCAUCAGCCCGGCGCCCUUUGGGGACGAGUGGGCCGCCAUGACCGACGUGCCCCGCGGCUACGUGCAAAUGUGGCGGAUGACGGGGCGCAACGAAACGGAGCUGGGGGUCGAGUACACGGGCGCCGAGGCGGUGGCCAAGGUUGACAUUGCCGACGGGGGAUGCUGUGCCAAUGUGGUGUGGUACGACUAGGUUUUGGUGGUCUUUUUGGAUUGUGGAAAUAUUGUAAAAGCAAUUCUUAGCCACGGUGGUAGCAACAAUUUCCUAUUUCUUUCCAAUU
This is a messenger RNA of Gaeumannomyces tritici R3-111a-1, 1261 nucleotides long. RefSeq lists its product as hypothetical. The record is from RefSeq and is a predicted model, not a curated record. NCBI's taxonomy places the organism in Eukaryota, Fungi, Ascomycota, Sordariomycetes, Magnaporthales, Magnaporthaceae. Gene Ontology annotation, molecular function: 6-phosphogluconolactonase activity; protein binding. The transcript has 2 exons. The coding region runs from base 1 to 1173 and encodes 390 amino acids.